This is a messenger RNA of Daphnia pulicaria, 714 nucleotides long. Its product is annotated as speckle-type POZ protein-like. Bases 1 to 714 code for a protein of 237 amino acids. Gene Ontology annotation, cellular component: cytoplasm; nucleus. The transcript has 2 exons. Gene Ontology annotation, molecular function: ubiquitin protein ligase binding. Lineage: Eukaryota; Metazoa; Arthropoda; Branchiopoda; Diplostraca; Daphniidae. The record is from RefSeq and is a predicted model, not a curated record. Gene Ontology annotation, biological process: regulation of proteolysis; proteasome-mediated ubiquitin-dependent protein catabolic process.
AUGGUUCAUGCUUCAAAAGAUGGAGCUGUUACACAGAAAAUGUAUUUAAGGCAAGGAAAAUGGAGUACUUCCUGGAAUGAAAUUUUCAUAGACCUCAACUCUCCAGGUGCUAAGAACCAGGGUUCUCUUGAAAAAGGAUUCAAACCCACUCAAACUUCCGGUUCUCAAAAAGGAUCACAACAUGUUCACAAUUACAUAUUGAAUCUGUGGAAUACCAAAAUUUUGUCUGAUGUCACUUUCAAUUGCCAAGGAAAAUCCAUCAAAGCUCACACCUUGAUCCUGGCUUCUGGUAGCCCUGUUCUGGCUGCCAUGUUUCAAAAUGACUUUAAAGAAAAACAAGAAAGAGUUGUCGACAUCACAGAUAUCGAAGCAAAAAUUUUUGAAAAUCUUUUACAACAUAUCUACACUGGAGAGGUAGCCCUAGAAAAUGAAGUGGAAGAUGUAGCCGAGUUGCUGAUUGCUGCCGACAAGUACGCCGUUGAAACAUUGAAAGAAGAAUGUGCACUGUAUUUGUCAAAUGACUUAAAAGUGGAAAACGCCGCACGCUAUCUAGUAUUGGCUCACCUUCACAAUUUAACCGUGCUUCACGAGGCUACACUUCAGUUUAUGUCGGAGAACGCUAAAGCCGUUUGCUCUCGCAAGGAAUGGAUGAAUGUUAUCAAGAAUUAUCCCGAGCUCAGCUUUGAAGCCACUCAACGUAUGGUCGGCCUGUGA